GCUAACGUUUCAUUCAUACCCUCCUUAUGAUUUUCACAUUAGUUUCAAUUCAUUUAUCAGGAAAAAAGCUGCACACUGCACCGCUUUUCUUCUCACAAACAACUAAUUAAUUAGUGCAGUUAAGCUGCAGAUAAUUGCUCAAAAGUUAAAUAGCUUUUUAAAUUAAUGUGCCUUAAAAUAAUAAGAAUGUGAAAACAUUGUACAUAUAAUUAGUUGAUUUCAUUGGUCACAUUAAUUUUUUUUAUAGCAAGUUCAGCUUAUGGAUUCAGCUCAUUGUUCUUCUAUGUUGCAAGCCUUAUUUUUCUUAGCAUUUGUUUGGUUCUUUAACUAUGAAAGUGUUGAUGGAGCAUCCAGUACAGUGAAAAUGGGGAAUUUUUCAAAAGUUGAAGAUGCUGUUAACUUCCAUAUUUACUAUGGCCAGACCUUCAAAGUCAUUAAAAAUGCUGUUGAUGGCCAGAGCUACCUUCUUCUUCAGAAUAACUCAAGGAUUGCAUCAAGGACUAAAUAUUGCACUUCAAGAAUCAAAUCAUUUGUCAUACCAUUGUCAAACUUCUCUGUUGAUACAGAUUCUUUUCCUGUUUCCUUCUUAGAGCAUUUAGGUUUAUUAGAGAGCUUGAAAGGCAUAACCUCAGAUACUGUGGCUGCUCCAUGUGUGUUGAAAUUGUAUAAAGAAGGACAGAUUGAAAAGCUGAACAAAAGUGAUUAUCAAAUGCUUACACAGUUUUCUGCACACUUCUUUAGUGACACUAAUCAACAGCCAGCUUGCAAUUUUGCAACUUCAGUUCCUUUUUCUGAGGAUACCCCUUUGCAGAGAGCAGAAUGGAUCAAAUUCAUGGGAGCUUUUGCAAAUGUUGAAGCUAGAGCGAAUCAAGUCUAUACUACAGUUAAGGAGAACUAUUUGUGUUUGGCUGAAAUUGCAAAAACUAGAACUUCAUUCAAGCCAACUGUAGCAUGGAUGAAAUAUGAUGAUGGUGUUUGGUCUUUUACAAAGGAACCAUAUAAUUUGAAGUAUGUGGAAGAUGCAGGGGGAGAGAUUUUGGAUGCCUCUAUAAACAAGCACACAUACAAUGUCUCUGAUCCUGAUGACUUGGAGGAAUUGCAUGCAAUCCUAUGUACUGUGGAAGUAGUGAUUGAUGAAACAUUAACAUAUGAUCCAGUUAACUACACGUCAUCAACAUUUAUCCAAAAUCUAAAUGUUGAAGACCGUUCUUGUUUUUCCUUUCUUACAAAUACAAGCCUAUGGAGAUAUGACAAACGGAUUCAAAGUUCAUCUCUUGACUGGUACAAUGGAGCAGUUUCUCAACCUCAAUUGGUAUUAGCAGAUCUUAUUGAAGUUUUAUUUCCAACUGGAAAUUACACCAUGACUUAUUUUAGGAACCUUGUAAAGGGAGAAACACCUAUAAAUAUUGGUCCUGAAAUGUGUGACAGGGACACCUCCUCUACAAUGGAUCCUACUAUAGUACCAUGUGGAUGAUUUAUCUUUCAAGUUCUAAAUUAGGUGGAUUUAUUAAAAUUAAAACUAUUCUUUUUUUUUUUAAAUUCCUUUUUUUUUAUUUUAAUAUAGGAUUUAUACUUUUAUUUUUACUAAUUUAUGAUUUCGAUCAAUAGUUUUUAUACACUAAUUUUAUCUUCGAUUCGCCACCA
Cicer arietinum (chickpea) is the source of this 1644-nucleotide messenger RNA. RefSeq lists its product as uncharacterized. NCBI's taxonomy places the organism in Eukaryota, Viridiplantae, Streptophyta, Magnoliopsida, Fabales, Fabaceae. The record is from RefSeq and is a predicted model, not a curated record.